Oreochromis niloticus (Nile tilapia) is the source of this 1143-nucleotide messenger RNA. RefSeq names its product ring finger protein 113A (gene rnf113a). The transcript is spliced from 10 exons. The record is from RefSeq and is a predicted model, not a curated record. Gene Ontology annotation, biological process: snoRNA splicing. Gene Ontology annotation, cellular component: U2-type spliceosomal complex. NCBI's taxonomy places the organism in Eukaryota, Metazoa, Chordata, Actinopteri, Cichliformes, Cichlidae. Bases 53 to 1021 code for a protein of 322 amino acids. Gene Ontology annotation, molecular function: metal ion binding.
AGACACUAGAGGGUGCUGUGGCGAAAGCAGAUAUUUACAAAACAGAGUCAAGAUGGCGGAAUCAGAGAAGCCUCGGGAGGGAUCUUGUACUUUUCUGUUUAAAAAAUCUAAUAGGAAAUUCUCUGGGCGAAAGAGAAAAGCAACCGAUAGCGAGAAAGAUGAAAACAGUGAUGAGGACCAGACCCUCGUAGUGAGAAAAGAAAAGAAAAAAACUCGCAUCAACCCGAUGAUUCAGAGGACAAAGAAAGUGGAGAGAGAUGCUGUAUCAUCCAGUGAAAGUGAAGACGAGAAAGAAGACAAGAAGGUGACUGUUUCCUACAAGUCCACACGAUCAGCGAAACCAGAGGGACCGGAGGACAUGGGUGCAACUGCUACAUAUCAGCUGGACACAGAGAAAGACAAUGAUGCCCAGGCCAUUUUUGAAAGGAGUCAGAAAAUCCAAGAGGAACUGACAGGUAAAGAUGAUGAUAAAAUCUACCGUGGCAUCAACAACUACCAAAAAUUCAUCAAGCCUAAAGACACAACUAUGGGCAAUGCCUCCUCUGGCAUGGUCAGGAAAGGACCAAUCAGAGCCCCUGAGCACCUGCGAGCCACAGUCAGGUGGGACUACCAGCCAGAUAUCUGCAAAGACUACAAGGAGACUGGUUUCUGUGGUUUUGGAGACAGCUGCAAGUUUCUUCACGACAGAUCGGACUACAAACAUGGCUGGCAGAUUGAGAGGGAACUGGAAGAGGGACGAUAUGGAGCCAAUGAUGAAGAGAACUAUGAAGUAAGCAGUGAUGAUGAAGACUUGCCCUUUAAGUGCUUCAUCUGCCGGGAAUCCUUUAAGAAUCCCAUAGUCACAAAGUGCAGGCACUUUUUUUGUGAGGUUUGUGCACUUCAGCAUUACCGCAAGUCCAAGCGCUGUUAUGUGUGCGAUACUCAAACCCAUGGAGUGUUCAAUCCUGCUAAAGAGUUGAUGGCCAAGCUGGAGAAGCACAAUGCCAUGACAGACCAACCACCAUCCGAUGAAGACAAUUAGCAAAAUCCAAAAAUUUCCAGCCUCCCCUUACGUGUUUGUCUGUGUAAAAUUUAAAUAAAACAUUUUUGAUAAGGUUUAAAGCCUCACUGUGUGGUGCCAUCAAAAUAAAAAGUUAAUGUCAA